Rhagoletis zephyria (snowberry fruit fly) is the source of this 1268-nucleotide messenger RNA. RefSeq names its product limbic system-associated membrane protein. Gene Ontology annotation, cellular component: neuronal cell body; axon; plasma membrane. NCBI's taxonomy places the organism in Eukaryota, Metazoa, Arthropoda, Insecta, Diptera, Tephritidae. Gene Ontology annotation, molecular function: axon guidance receptor activity. Gene Ontology annotation, biological process: synapse organization; homophilic cell-cell adhesion. The record is from RefSeq and is a predicted model, not a curated record.
AGAUGGAGCCCAUUUCAGGCAUGUACCAUCGGCUUACGUGGGCUAUACUUCUGUUAAUGCCAAUUAUUUUUCACAUAAAGACAACAGCGUCUCACACCGAAGGGCUCUUUACCAUCGCAGAUCACGAAUCCCCCACAGUUACGCCGAAAUUUCUAUCACGUGGACAUUUAUAUAAAGUGAUUGUUGGUGAAACUAUAGAACUACCAUGUAAAGUCCAAAACCUUGGAUCAUUUGUUUUAUUAUGGCGAAAAGGUUCUUCUGUUUUAACUGCAGGACAUUUGAAGAUUACAAGAGAUCAAAGAUUUAAAAUUGUUGGCGACUACGAUUUGCAAAUAGCAAAUGUUAAAACCCAGGAUGCUGGCGACUAUAUAUGUCAACUUGGUGAUCAAGAAAAUCGGGAUCAGGUUCAUACGGUCGAGAUUUUAGUUCCACCAACUCUUCGUGCUUUGCCUCAUAAUGGCCAAGUAACUGCACGAAAGGGCAGUACCGUCACUUUGGAAUGUAAAGCUUCGGGAAAUCCAGUUCCAACCAUUUAUUGGUUUAAGAAAGAUGUGUUUUCCGGGCCUACGCAUUUAUCUGACAGCUCAACUUUAAUAUUAGAGAAUGUGGAUAGACAUCAUGCUGGAAUUUAUCAAUGUUCUGCUGACAAUGGAGUUAAAGAACGAGUUUCAAUGGAUAUACAAUUAACUAUUUUAUCUCCGCCCGAAAUAACUGUUGAAAAGUCAUGGGUCCAUGCAGCGGAAGGUUACGACGUGGAGCUUGUGUGCAUAGUACAUGGUGAUGUAAAUUCUGAGAUGCUGUGGUAUCAGAACUCGUUCUUAUUAGAUCCUACAGACAGGAGGUCAAUGCACACAAAUGAUGAUAAAUACACUUUAGUAAUUAAAAAGUUCCAGCCAUCUGAUUUUGGAAAUUAUAGUUGCGUCGCUGACAAUGCUCUGGGAAGAACUAAAAAAUAUAUUGAAGUAUCUGGUCGACCGGGCCCAGCUAAUUUUAUAUCACCAGCGUUAAGUGGAUAUCUUGACCAUUACAAUUUAACAUGGACUAUUGAAUCCUUACCUCCACUUGGUGAAAUAAAACUUUUAUAUAGACGACUAUUGAUGAAUGAAACAUAUCAGCAUCCCGGAAAGUGGCACGAAAACCACAUAAAUCCAGCUUUAAUCCGGAUUGAUAAUACUCAUUUCAUAACGUCACAUGUAAUAAAAAAUUUGGAGCACAAUGCCGUAUACGAAGCCAUUGUACAAGCAAAAAACAAAUAUGGAUGGAAUGAG